Messenger RNA from Osmerus eperlanus (European smelt), 2814 nucleotides. RefSeq names its product UDP-GlcNAc:betaGal beta-1,3-N-acetylglucosaminyltransferase 2a (gene b3gnt2a). The record is from RefSeq and is a predicted model, not a curated record. Gene Ontology annotation, molecular function: hexosyltransferase activity; UDP-glycosyltransferase activity. The coding region runs from base 489 to 1694 and encodes 401 amino acids. Gene Ontology annotation, cellular component: Golgi membrane. Lineage: Eukaryota; Metazoa; Chordata; Actinopteri; Osmeriformes; Osmeridae. The transcript is spliced from 3 exons.
AAGGAAAUUACAAAUAUUAUUUUUACUCCCCACUUCGACGUCCGCCGACUGAAAUAAUGUUCUCCGAUAUGGCAUGGGUUGAUUGUAGACACACUAAGAAAUAUCGGAGCUAUUUAUAGUUUUGCCAUGGACUUAAACUUUUAAUGCAACUUUAUUUUGCUUUCAUAAAAAAUGUAUUUAUUUCGGAUAUGAUUAUCGUCUCUUUUGGUGAGUACAGCCUUGGGCAGGAUAAGAAUAGGCACCUCUGCCUGUGCACAGAAUAUGCGCUUCAACAACAUGACCCAUUGGAACGGAAAAAUUGCCAUUCAGGUGAAGUAGGCCUAUACAGCAGGUGGCUGUAAAAACACACUCCUGGUUAGCCCCUUUCUAUGUCUUUGUGGGCCACUCCCUUGCAGAUUAUCUACAUGGGUUAAGAAGACUGGAACACCAGUAAAACAGAUUUCUUAAUCAUCUUCCAGAGUUCACAGGCCCAGAGAGAAGACGAAAAGAUGCAUGCUGGGCAGAGGAAAUCAAGGGUCCUGUGUCUCAUGAUGAUGCUGAAUAUCUUAAUCUGUAUCCUGGUGGGGGUGUCAUUAAACCUGGGUCAGGAGAAGGGUGGGAGUCAGAAGAUUCGGAUCCCCUCGACAAAGUUCUGGAGCAAGCACACGGUGAGCAAGUCCUACUGGAACAAGGAGCAGCAGAGGCUGGGCUUCCUCUACAACCCCCUCAUUGGGACUGUGCUGACCAAUGACACCCUCUCUGAGCUCCCUGAUUGGCUUAACAAUACAAGCCCCAUUGGUUCCUGUGAACCGGACUACAGCGUCACUACAAAGAUCUCGGACUACAACUCCCUUCCUCAGCGCUUCCAAGACUUCCUGUUGAAUAUGCGCUGCCGGUCGUACCCCAUGGUAAUGGACCAGCCUCAUGUGUGUAAAGGCAAACCCUUCCUGCUAUUGGCCAUCAAGUCUCUUACGUCCCACUUUGACCGCCGGCAGGCCAUUCGUGAAUCUUGGGGAAAGGCGGGCAUCUUAGCCAAUCAAACAGUGGUCACUGUGUUUUUGCUGGGCAAUUCCACAGCUGUUGACCACUUCCCAGACCUUUCAGGGAUGCUGCGUCAUGAGGCAAAGCUUCACAGAGACAUAGUCCAAUGGGAUUUCAGGGACUCCUUUUUCAAUCUAACUCUCAAAGAUGUACUCUUUUUGGAGUGGUUGAACAAGAGGUGCCCGAACACCAAGUACAUUUUCAAGGGGGACGAUGAUGUCUUUGUCAACACCUUGAGAAUUUUAGACUUUUUAAAAGGUCUCCCAAGAAAAAAAGCCUCGGAUCUCUUCAUAGGGGAUGUGAUUACCAACGCUGGCCCCCACAGGGACAGGAAACUCAAGUACUUUAUACCCGAGAGUGUGUUUGUCGGGGGUUACCCGCCUUACGCAGGGGGUGGAGGGUUUUUGUACUCGGGGGAACUGGGAAUUCGCCUCUACAACAUCUCCCAACAAGUGCCACUCUACCCCAUCGAUGACGUGUACACGGGGAUGUGUAUGAAAAGGCUGGGGUUGGUCCCAGAGAAACACAAAGGCUUCCAGACUUUUGACAUUGAGGAAAAGUACAGGAAUAACCCAUGCGUCUACAAAGGCUUGAUGCUAGUUCACAGUAGGACGCCACAGGAAAUGAUUCAGAUAUGGGCUUGGCUCAACAAUCCUGACAUUGAAUGCCAGUGAUCGUCUGUGUAGUAGUCAGUUUUCUCAACUUUUCUCAACUUUUUUUUAUCAUGGCAUCAAAGUCACGUAAUUGUAUGAAUCAGGCAACAACUUAAGAGUACUGCAUUUUCCGUACAUUCUUUUACAAUCUCAUUCUAUUAGAAUGGAAAGGACGAGUCCUAGAAUCUACCUACAUUUUUUGCUAGAUAUACAAUUAUUUGAUCUAAAUCCUUUCUUUGAAAGAACUGUAUUGGAGUUCUAUGCAAAAUGAUACCGUUCAACUUACAUUCAGCAAUGUUUUAAUUACUGUACAUAGCAACAGACAGUUAUCUGCAGGUAGAUCUUGGGUCCUGUCUCUUCUUGGCCAUAAACAGACAUUGGCAAGCUAACAGUGGAUGUAGCAGAAUGUUAACAAAGCUUUGAGGUCAGGGUUUGAUUUGCUGCCUUAUGUUUUUCGAUUGACCCUCAAAGUGGUUUGUGUUUGUAUUUGUGAUAGCUUCAUUGUCUUUGCUACCUACUGUAUUAAAUGUUAUUGUUUUGGUCAUGUGGUGUGUUGUGUGUCCCUAUUCAGCUUAAUGACUGACUGGAUCAGAAAAUGUGUUGUCUGAUAUUGUAUACUACUGAAUUUGCUCAGGACAAUAGUAUUGUUAAUGCGACAUAUCAGGGUGUUCAUAUUCUUUAUAGGUAUAUUUGCAAUUGAUCAUAGACAAAUCUAUUUAUAAUGUACAUUUGUAAGUGGAGGGGUGGGUUACAGUUGUUUGUGUUGUUUGUGUUGGUUAGAUAAUUGAGAACUAAAGUUGCACAGGUUUUGAUAAUACAUUUAUGGGUAUUGUCAAUGAUUGACAUUUGAUAAUAAGCUAAGAAAUAGUGUAAAAUGUGCAUUCUGUGGAAGAGUUUGAUCUUCUUUACAACAGUACUGAUGUGUGUGUUGCUCUCUCAAUACCAAGCUUUUAAUAGAAUCAUCAGGGUUUAUACCUUCAGCUCCAUGGAAGUAGAGAGAUGUAUAAUUAAAUGCCACACAUUUUUAAGCACAUUUUCUACCUUUUGCUGAUUUUUUAUUAUUCUUAAAGUGGCUUAAGGUAAUGGAAUGGCUAUCUUGUAUUUCGUUUUUGUAGAAUAAUAAAUAAUUGUUUAAACUUUG